This is a messenger RNA of Theileria annulata, 369 nucleotides long. RefSeq names its product ran binding protein, putative. The record is from RefSeq and is a predicted model, not a curated record. NCBI's taxonomy places the organism in Eukaryota, Apicomplexa, Aconoidasida, Piroplasmida, Theileriidae. The transcript is spliced from 5 exons. Bases 1 to 369 code for a protein of 122 amino acids.
AUGGAAAGAAGGGAAGGCGACUGGUUCUGUCCCGAUACUUCGUGUGGUAACCUAAAUUUUUCAAAGCGCACCAAGUGUAAUAUUUGUGGAAAACUUAGACCAACAAAUCAGUCUUCCAACCUAGCGACCACUCAAAAACAAGGAGAUUGGACCUGUAACAAGUGUGGAAAUUUAAACUGGGCAAGAAGGACACAUUGCAACAUCUGUAAUAUAUCCAAGACAUCGCAAGAACCGGAAGAUAGAUUGGGAAGAGGAGGAGGCUAUUUUGAUCUUUUUGACCCUAAAGAUAGGAAGGAACACGAUUCAGAAGACGAAGAAUACGACGAAUUUGGUAGAAAGAAAAAGAAAUCAUUAAAGAAUAAGAACUAG